Messenger RNA from Solanum lycopersicum (tomato), 3802 nucleotides. Its product is annotated as U11/U12 small nuclear ribonucleoprotein 48 kDa protein. Lineage: Eukaryota; Viridiplantae; Streptophyta; Magnoliopsida; Solanales; Solanaceae. The record is from RefSeq and is a predicted model, not a curated record.
CCUUACUAUAUGCACAACAUUCACAAAUAUACGUAGUUCGUCAACAUAUCGGCCGACCAUUGAGGACGAAAUGAAUCCAUUUCCGCCGCCGCCGCUACCGCUACCGCUGCCACCGGCCUCCGCCUUUCCCCCGCCACCGGCCUCCACCUUUCCGCGACCGCCACCAUCUUACUUCCACCACCCUACUCCAACCAGCGCUCUGGCAUAUGAUCUUCCUAGUGCUCUCUCAUCCCUUACAUCUCUCCUCAACCUCUCUUCAACUACUCUCAACUCUCUCUCCUCUCUUCUUCCUAUACCCCUUGUUGCUCCCUCUCCUUCUCCAGCUCUAAUCCCAUGCCCUUUCAAUUCCAACCAUCGUCUUCCCCUUUCUUCCCUCUUCUCUCACUCUCUUCAUUGCCCACCCAUCUCCUCUUCAUCAGCCGAUUACAUUCAAACCCUAAUACAGCACCUCAAAUACCCCCAUACCCUUCACUAUUCCAAUCCCUUUACCUUACCCUUGCUUGAAUCACAGUCUGACCUUUGCUUCUCUCUUGAAACAUACCUCGAUUUUGAAAAUCCCACUUUCUGUUAUUCUAAUUGUCCUGGUGUUGUUUCUUUUCCUAUUAGGGGAGAAAAUGCCAAUCCUCCAAUGCUCACUUUGCCUGCUGUUUUAUCUUCCGAAUGUGCUAAUUUUGGUCAAAAUUUGAUGGGGUUUCCGAAAGAAAUUGUUAGUCAGCUUCUUCCUUCGGAGGUUUAUGCAAUUAGGAAUGAAACGGAUCAUUGGAAUGAGUUUCCUUUUAUGUAUUCAUAUCAUGUUCUUCGUGCGAUUUUAGGAUUGGGAAUGAGUAGUGUGGAGUGUUUAUCUACAUGGGUAGUUGCUAAUUCAGCAAGGUAUUAUAGUGUUGUGCUUGAUUUAGCAAUGAGGGAUCACGUACUUGUACUGUUUAAGCUUUGUUUGAAGGCUAUAGUUAGGGAAUCUAUUGAUUUAGCUAGUACAUUUUGCAAUGGAGAAGCUGAGGAAUCAGUUUUGAGUAAUCGGAGUUUUAAGUGUCCUGUCUUAGUUCAAGUCUUGGUGUGGUUGGGAACCCAACUUUCUGUGUUAUAUGGCGAAAUGAAUGGGAAAUUGUUUGCUAUCAACAUGCUAAAGCAAAGUAUCUGUGACUGUGCAUUUAGUUCUUGUAUGUUCAAUGAAUCUACUGAUAUGAAAAGUGGAGAAGACAAUCUUCAAGAGCCACAGGAAAGCGGUGAACCACUUAAAAGAAGAAUGGAGAAUGGAACGAAUGUAUCGGGUGAAACACUCUCUAAAGGCGCAAUUUUUGUUUCCCAAGUAGCAGCAGCUGUUGCAGCAUUGUAUGAACGAUCCAUGUUUGAAGAAAAGCUCAAAGCAUUAAGGAGUUUACCAUCACUCCCAGCUUACCAACGAUCAAUGGAGCACACUUAUAUUUCAGAAAAAGCAGAUGAGGAACGACAAAAACGCCCUAAUUACAAACCCCUGCUUGAACAUGAUGGACUUCUGUGGCAGCAUUCGCGAAAUAAUCAGGACAUGGAUAGGAAAAAGACUAGAGCAGAAUUAUUAGCUGAGGAAAGGGAUUACAAACGUAGAAGAAUGUCAUAUCGCGGGAAAAAGUUGAAGCGGUCAACAACACAGGUUAUGAGGGACAUAAUUGAGGAAUACAUGGAGGAAAUUAGGCAAGCAGAUCCCAUCAAUUGCCCAACAAAAGGAGCUGAAGUGACCAAAUUUCCGCUGUCUGCAUCCUACAGGGUGGAUAAUAAUAAUUAUAAGAAUAAAGCUGAGUCUGAAAAGAGGCAGCCAGAUUCGUCUGCUUUAAGCAAAGUAAGGGAGGGUGGUUAUAGGGAAGAGUUUCAUACCGAUGAAGAAGUCAAUUCAACAGAUUACAAAUAUGAUUAUUCUGAAGAUAUGGAAAAAGCAUCUCAGUGGCAUCAUCGACAUUCAGUGGCCCAGAGAAGUAAUGGGAGGUCCAGACAGGACAAAAAAGAUUACUCUAGAAGCCCAAAUCAGCUAGUCGGUCGUGCAUAUUCACGUGAGAAAUCGAUCAGCAAAGAGAAGCGAGACUAUUCAAAUGAUUCUAGUUUAAAUUUUUCCAGAAGCUCCAGCAGAAGGUACCACAAAUCAAAUGAGGAGAGUAGUCCACAUAGGGAGAGAGGUGAUCGUCAUUUUGACUUCAAGAAACGGAAGGCAAGGGAUGCUUCUGAUGAUUUUGAAGACCGAUAUGAUCCUUCAGGACCUUAGAAAAACUUUGAGAAAAUGUCCCACUAUUGCAGCUAGUUCUCUUUUUGUCAGGUAAUCUGGCUAUGUGUUGAUAUUGGAACGGCAUUACCAUCAGAAAUUAUUGUAAUUGGUCCCAUCAGAAAAGAAUUUCCUGUGACUGGUGCCUUUUGUGGUCUAUUGGCCAGUAGGAAGUCAUGCAGGUGUCCACAGUAUAUGCACUUCUGUAUCCUUCCUUGUAUCCUUUAUAUUGAUUUUUCUUGGCAUUGUCUUAGAUUUGUUGUUCUCCGCCUUUUUCCCUAUCCAAAGAAAUAAUUUUCAAGUGGCGUAGGGUAUGGCUAAAACCUCAGUGAUAAUGUUCUUCAUGUGCACAUCAUAUAUAGUAAGUUGUUCUUUACCAUAGAGCUGGGUAUAGCUUGACCUGAAAUAUAAACAUUUGUUGCUGAGUUCCUUUUUUAUUGUUGGAACAGAUAUUAUUGCACAGAUCUAAUGCUAAAUACUUUUGGUUUGUUGGUUGUGCUUCAAUGUACAAGUGUAAACACAAGUAUUGAAGUAAGAUUUGCUUGGUUACAUUCGCGGUUCACUAUUUGGUGAAGUAUCUGGUUCUAAGGGCUUCAAAACUUAAUUACAUGUCGAAGGCGAUACUAUACAGGAAUAGUGUGUAGUACUAUGGCAGCAAUAGUUUUUCACUGUAAUAUGUUAGUCAUAUUACAGAGGACAUACCUGGUAGAAAACUGCUUAAAGUAGCUUCAGGUGUAGGCCUUUUGAGUUGCAAUCUAAUUGUUUCUGUACUUCCAACAGUGGAUAUAGAAAGUGGGACAGCCACAUCUGCACUCAGAAGAUGCGAGAGCCUCACCAAAAGUUUGGAUUCCUGUAGUACAAGUCAACAAAAAUAGAGCUGAAUUCUUGAGCACUUUAAGCAUAUCCUAAUCAGUUUGAUUGUUUUAGACAAGUCUUAUAGGGAUUCCUAAAGUUGGCAACUAAAACAAAAUCUUGAUACCUCAAGGUACCUGAAUUGCGCCAGUUAGAAGAAACUUGUUUUUUGGUAAAGGAAUUUUUUCGUGUGAACAAGAAAAGCAUCUAAUGAUAAGCAUGAAAGUUGUUAAUCUUAGUAUACAUGCUAGGUUGACGCCGCCGCAUAUGCAUGUUGAAGAUGACAUUUGAUAUUAUACAGGAAUAAAAACAUCAGUUUUCUAGUAGUACUCUUUAACUAAAUGCAUAUUGGUAAGUAUCAUUUAUUGCAGAAGAUAUUCCAGGUAGCAGAUAUACAGAUGAUGCUGCUUCAGGUGUAAAUUUUUCAGGUUGGAGUCUAAUUGUUUUUGUGCUUUUAAUUGCAGACUUAGAAAGUGAGGCAGUCACAGUAAAGAUGUCCAUACCAAUAAGUGAAGCAUUAGGAUCUUGACGGUCUCCUAAUUAGGCAACUAUUGUUUUAUACUUUUAAUGCACUGAAUUGUUUGAUAUGUAUCUACAAAGUUUUUACCGAUCUAUCUACAAUAUACUAUAAAUUGGUGAUAACUGUUAGGCUGCCAUUUGUUUUAAUUAAAAUGUAUGAGUGAGCUACUGGAUGCCAAUAACAAUAGGGGGAUACUUACCACU